Molecule: messenger RNA, 1445 nt
Organism: Raphanus sativus (radish)
Lineage: Eukaryota; Viridiplantae; Streptophyta; Magnoliopsida; Brassicales; Brassicaceae
Exons: 3
Coding region: 132-1292 (386 amino acids)
Source: RefSeq, a predicted model, not a curated record
UAUUAGCAUUUGAAUGUAUCCCUGUCCUUAGAGAAAAAUUCAGAGAGCCUGUUCCAAACUGUCUUGAUGGUUGUCCAAGAAUGUGCAAAUGGAGGUUCAAGAGGACCGGCACAACAUGAUUUCCACUUGACAUGAUUUAUCGGACGCUAGGAGAGACAAAGGAGAUUAUCAGUAUUUUGGAACCAGUAGGAUAUGAACUAGACCUUUUGUAUCAAAUCAUGGAUGAAGGGACUUUUGCAGACUUGGAGCUGAAAGAUGAUUGGGAUACGCCAGACAUAGCUGUUGACAGUUGGAACAGGAUCCUACUUCAACCAGGGAGUAAAAUAUUCUGGCCGGAUCUAUAUGAGAUGGAUGUGAGGACCCGAGAGCAACAAGAGGAAGCAGGAGGCGAGGCAGGGGGAGAGGCAGGUCGUGAGAGAUUAAGAGAAUUAGAGGCAGGGGGAAAUGCAGGUGUUGAGGCAGGGGGCGAGCCAGGAGGCGAGGCAGGUCGUGAGAGAUUAAGAGAAUUAGAGUUGAAGUUGAACAAAAGCAUGGAUGAUGGAUUUGCAUUGAGAGACGAAACAAUUCGUCUUCUGACAGCAAGAGUAAAGGAGUUGGAAGAAGACAAGAUUCAGAGAGAAAAUUGGUCAUUCCAAGUUGAAACUGAUUAUGUUUCAGGAGGCAGAAGAAGGGAGGGCGAGAUGCAUGGUGAUAAGGUGGGUGAUAAAGAAGCUGAUAAGGAGGAUGGUGAGGGUGAUAAGGAGGAGGGUGAUGAGGAGGAUGGUGAUGAGGGUGAUAAGGAUGAUGAUGAGGCUGAUAAGGAGGAGGGUGAUGAGGAGGAUGGUGAUAAGGGUGAUAAGGAUGAUGAUGAGGCUGAUAAGGAGGAUGGUGAUGAGGCUGAUAAGGACGGCGAGGAUGGUGAUGAGGUUGACAGUGAUGAUGAUGAGGCUGAUAAGGACGGCGAGGAUGGUGAUGAGGUUGACAGUGAUGAUGAUGAGGCUGAUAAGGACGACGAGGAUGGUGAGAAGCAGAUUGAGGCAGAGGCUGAGAAUGAUGGUGAGAAACAGAUUGAGGCUGAGAAGGAUGGUGAGACAGCUGCUGAGAAGUUAGUGCAAGAUACUGAAGAGAGAUUUGAUGAGGAUGGAGAUGAGCAAUCUACACUUCAGAUUAUGGCAGACACUGCAGAGAGAUUUGAGAAGGCUGCUGCGGAAAAAACUGCUGCGGACAAGACAGAUUCACAGGAUGCUGGUGAGAGGCCAAAGAGGGUGUCCAAGGUUUCUCAUUUGUUGAGGUCUCCUUUUACGCCAAACUAAUUUGGUGAAAUGUUGAACUAUGUUGUGUUUUUGGAACUUGUAUGUGUUUGUUUUAAAACCUAAAACGGAUGAACUUGUAUGUGUGUGUGUUUUAAAAACCUAAAUCCAAUCUUGUAUGUGUAUAAUUAAUUUGGUGGUUGAACAGGUUGCAUU